AUGACUAUGCCUCGUCGAAAAGUGUACAAAACUUUGAGUUGGGACCAAAUAGCCCCGUGGCAGAGAGACAACCACUUCCUUGUGCGAGGAUACCGCAAGGAGUCAAACUCCUUGUAUGACACCUUCGCAUCUCUCGGGUACCUCCACAACGAAACUAUCAACAUCUACUCCCAUUUGAUCGGUGCAAUCGUUUUCUUGUGGAUCGGAGCAGGAUUCUACCGCGAUCUCGAAAUCCGCUAUCCUUACAGCACGCAAGCCGACAUCUACGCUUUCGCGGCCUUCAUCCUUUCAUGCGCGACAUGCUUUUUACUCUCUGCAUUAUGCCACCUCCUCUCCAGCCACUCGGUCCCCGGCGCGCGACUAGGCACCACGCUUGAUUACCUAGGGAUAGUGGUGUUCAUUGAAGGGACAUGCUUGUCUGGUUUCUACUACGGACUGCGUGAGCAUGUUGGGCUGCUGUACUUCUACUGGCUCAUGAUCCUCGCCGUGGGCAUGGCCUGCAUCAUCGCCACACUCGAUUCCAAGUUCCACACGCCAGCCUGGCGGCAUCUCCGAGCCACUUUGUUCGUCAGCUUGGGCCUCCUUUCGAUUUUUCCGAUCUUGCAUGGGAUCUAUAUAUAUGGCUUUGGUGAGCUGGAGAGAAUGAUGGGGCUCCGGUGGUCGGCUGUGCAAGGCUUCUUUUACAUUCUUGGGUGUGUCAUCUUUUCAACGUGCGUCCCGGAGAGAUGGUACCCGGAGAGAUUCGACUUCUUCGGAGCCAGCCAUCAGUUGUUCCAUUUCUGCGCGCUCACAGCUGCAGCCGCUCAGUUGAAAGCUCUUAUAGUUGCUUUUGACUAUGUCCAUAGAUACAGCCGACACUAG
This is a messenger RNA of Trematosphaeria pertusa, 861 nucleotides long. RefSeq names its product putative hemolysin-III channel protein Izh2. NCBI's taxonomy places the organism in Eukaryota, Fungi, Ascomycota, Dothideomycetes, Pleosporales, Trematosphaeriaceae. The record is from RefSeq and is a predicted model, not a curated record. Gene Ontology annotation, cellular component: membrane. The transcript has 6 exons. Bases 1 to 861 code for a protein of 286 amino acids. Gene Ontology annotation, molecular function: signaling receptor activity.